This is a messenger RNA of Morus notabilis, 1066 nucleotides long. Its product is annotated as thaumatin-like protein. The transcript is spliced from 2 exons. Gene Ontology annotation, cellular component: extracellular region. The record is from RefSeq and is a predicted model, not a curated record. Gene Ontology annotation, biological process: defense response. The coding region runs from base 116 to 865 and encodes 249 amino acids. Lineage: Eukaryota; Viridiplantae; Streptophyta; Magnoliopsida; Rosales; Moraceae.
CACUCUUCUCCGAGAGGGAAGAGGUCUCAGACCGUAUAACCCACACUCCCCCUUCUUCAUUGUCCAAAUCAAGGCGUCCUUUCUCUGUACCCCCAACAACUUCUCUGCUUCAGUCAUGGCGAUUCCUCAGGCGCAGCUUCUCCUCACUUCUCUCUUCCUUUCUCACAUUCUAGUACACCAAGUCGUCUCCGCCUCAACCACCAUAACUCUCUACAACAAGUGCAAGCACCCCGUGUGGCCCGGAAUCCAGCCGAGCGCCGGCCAGCCCAUCCUCGCCCGCGGCGGCUUCAAGCUGCCCCCCAACAAGGCCUACGCACUCCGCCUCCCACCUCUCUGGUCCGGUCGCCUCUGGGGCCGCCACGGCUGCGCCUUCGACGCUCACGGCCGAGGCCGCUGCGCCACCGGCGACUGCGGUGGAUCCCUCUUCUGCGCCGGCGCCGGCGGUGCUCCUCCGGCCACUCUCGCCGAGAUCACCCUCGGAAACGACCAGGAUUUCUACGAUGUCAGCCUCGUCGACGGCUACAACCUCGCCAUUUCCAUAACGCCCUCCAAGGGCUCCGGUAAAUGCAGCUACGCCGGCUGCGUAAGCGACCUCAAUGUCAUGUGCCCGGCUAGCCUUCAGGUCCGCUCCGGCGACGGGCGGCGCGUGGUGGCCUGCAAGAGCGCGUGCUCGGCUUUUAACUCGCCCAGGUACUGCUGUACGGGCAGCUUCGGGAGCCCUCAGUCUUGCAAGCCGACGGCGUAUUCGAGGAUUUUCAAGGCGGCUUGUCCGAAGGCGUAUUCGUAUGCGUACGAUGAUCCGACCAGCAUUGCGACUUGUACUAAGGGCAACUAUUUGGUUACUUUCUGUCCUCACCAUCGUUAGGGUUUGGAGCAGUUACUUGGGGGUAUGAAUCUGGAGUUAAUUAGUUGAUUAAUCAUUAUUAGAUAUGAGUUUAUAAGUACACUUUUGAAAUAUUAUGUUAUUAUAAAUACUGUGUUACCGAGUAAUUAUGAUCGGUUUGGUUAAUGGGUUUGCGUUAAUGAACUUGUUUUUCCAUCUAGCGACUGAUGGUUUAGUUCUCUA